Molecule: messenger RNA, 927 nt
Organism: Apus apus (common swift)
Lineage: Eukaryota; Metazoa; Chordata; Aves; Apodiformes; Apodidae
Gene: HMX3
Product: H6 family homeobox 3
Exons: 2
Coding region: 1-927 (308 amino acids)
Biological process (GO): regulation of transcription by RNA polymerase II
Cellular component (GO): nucleus
Molecular function (GO): RNA polymerase II transcription regulatory region sequence-specific DNA binding; DNA-binding transcription factor activity, RNA polymerase II-specific
Source: RefSeq, a predicted model, not a curated record
AUGCCGGAGACCGGGCAAGAGCCGACCAGCGCCCCGCCGCCGCCCCCCAAGGAGUCCUUCUACAUCAAGAACCUCCUCAACGGCGACCCCCCUAAGGCUCCCCCCAAGCAGCCACGGGCUCUGUUCGCCCCGUCGGGCAAGGCGGCGGUGGACGGCGCCGGCUUCGCCCUCUCGCAGGUGGGCGACCUCGCCUUCCCCCGCUUCGAGAUCCCGGCGCCGCGCUUCGCCCUGAGCGCCCACUGCCUGGAGCGCGCCCAGACCUGGUGGUACCCCUACGCCCUGACGCCGGCCGGAGCCCACCUGCCCCGCACGGAAGCCGCCGAAAAAUCUCUGCUGAGGGACUCGUCCCCCGCCUCGGGCACCGACCGGGACUCCCCGGAGCCGCUGCUGAAGGCGGAGGGGGAGCAGAAGGAGCUGGACUCCAAGAGCCCCGACGAGAUCGUCUUGGAGGAGAGCGACUCGGAAGAGGCGAAGAAGGAAGGGAGCAGCGCGGAGGACUGGAAGAAACGGGAGGAAAGCCCAGAGAAGAAACCUUGCCGCAAGAAGAAGACCCGCACGGUGUUCAGCCGCAGCCAGGUCUUCCAGCUGGAAUCCACCUUCGACAUGAAGCGCUACCUGAGCAGCUCGGAGCGGGCCGGCCUGGCCGCCUCCCUCCACCUGACAGAGACCCAGGUGAAGAUUUGGUUCCAAAACCGCCGCAACAAGUGGAAGAGGCAGCUGGCGGCCGAGCUGGAGGCGGCCAACCUCAGCCACGCCGCCGCGCAGCGCAUCGUCCGCGUCCCCAUCCUCUACCACGAGAACUCGGGCGCGGAGGCGGGCGCGGGGGGCGGUGGAGCCCCCGGUACCCAGCCCCUGCUCACCUUCCCUCACCCCGUCUACUAUUCCCACCCCGUGGUCACCUCCGUGCCGCUCCUGCGGCCCGUCUGA